Anopheles coustani is the source of this 954-nucleotide messenger RNA. RefSeq names its product putative lysozyme-like protein. NCBI's taxonomy places the organism in Eukaryota, Metazoa, Arthropoda, Insecta, Diptera, Culicidae. The coding region runs from base 61 to 954 and encodes 297 amino acids. The record is from RefSeq and is a predicted model, not a curated record. The transcript has 3 exons.
ACUGGCUCAUUAGUUUGCGUUCCCUGAAACUCUGUCCCUUGCCGCCUUAUCGUAGUGCCAAUGCCGGUUGGAAAUGUUUCAUACUACAGCAGACGAAAGUAUUCCCCUCAGGCUCCACCGGAUCACCAGUCACGAAUAUUCUACGAAGAUUACACGCGCCCGGAAGGUGGCAGUGAGCGGAGCCGGUCAAAUGGAAGUGUGUCAUCGUCGGCAGCCAGCCACCAGUCGUCGUCCUCGUGCGUCAGUGUGAACAGUGCCACCUCGUCCACCUCGGUCUCGUCGGCUUCCGCGGCUGCCGACGCAGUGAACGCGAAUGUGCUGAGUGUCGUCGGCGGGCGUCCCAGUGCCGGCGGGUGGGUGCUCGAGAGGGAACCGAAUCCCGUGGCGGGUUGCAUCGAUAGUGCGUCCGUGCCGAGUCCUGGGCCAGCAACCGAUUGCUGUGUGCGUGCGAGUCCACUCGGCGGUGCCAGUGCAAGUGCGGUGUCCGUGACUUCCCAACAGGUGUCGAGUGUUCAGGCAAGUGUCGGUGGGUUCGGUACGAAAGGUGGGAGUAGUAGUUGCGGGGGCGGUAGUGUAGGUAGUGCUAAUAUUGGCGUCACAGGGCUGCAGCGUCGGGUUCAGGAAGUCCAACCGUGUGCUGCUGACGGUGGCGGAGGGAUCGACGAUCAAGCGAAUGGACCUCUGCUGCUGUGCCCGCCGGUUGUGGCCAGCAGUGCAGCCCGGACCCAAACCCGCCAGUCGUCACCAUCGACGGCGUCCGGUGUGCCCUUCACCGUAGCAUCGACCGUCGGUUCGGGACCCGGCCAGAUAUCCUCCACGCUCGCUCCGGCUGGCAGUAACAACAAUGAGGAGCUUGGACUACCUCUUUCGCCAGCCGACGGCAGCGGUGGCACGAGGGAAAUUUACGAGUUCACUGAAUGGGUGCCAACGGUGUCCGUGGGACGUGUCGGAUAA